CCAUUCUAGCUUUUGCAGCCAUUCUAGAGUCAAUACAAUAGAAGUUGAGGCCCCAAUUGACACUGCUCCAGAAGUUGAGGCACCGAUGGACACUACUCCAGAUGUUGAGGCACCAAUUGACACUACUCCAGAAGUUGAGGUACUGAUGGACACUACUCCAGGAGUUGAGGCACCUGUUGACACUAGUACUUUGUAUGAGACACCUACACCUUCACCUUCUAUUCAUCCUGAGCCACUAAAGAAAGAUGUUAAGUGCAAAUUAUACAUUGAGCAAGGUGGUGAUGUUGUGGCUCUUGGACGGGUGGUGGCUACCAAAGGCAAUGUACAUGGGAAAAGUUUAGCACCUGGAACCCAAGAGACUAAAGAGAAAGAGGAUUUCAGCAGCUUGUCCGCCAACACAAGACCUAAAACAUCCUCCACAACAUCUUCCCACUACUCAAGAAGAGGCAGGAUCAAGUAUGGCUAGUAAGUCGCCGAUUAUCUUCAAGGUUCCCACUGGACUUCCCAUGUUUUUGAAGAUACUUCUAGGUUCAGUUAAGUACGUAGAACCAGGAUUCAUGAUUGACAUUCUUAUGGAGACCAAUAUUAUGGGCGAACAAUAUACCUUAUAUAUCUCACAUGAGGAUAUAGUACACUUUGGACUUAUGGAAGAAAUCGGCGCAUCUUGCAUUUCAUUCUAUAUCAGGUAAAUUUUAAAU
Molecule: messenger RNA, 698 nt
Organism: Humulus lupulus (European hop)
Lineage: Eukaryota; Viridiplantae; Streptophyta; Magnoliopsida; Rosales; Cannabaceae
Exons: 3
Coding region: 86-466 (126 amino acids)
Source: RefSeq, a predicted model, not a curated record